GCUACUGCGGGAGUAUCCCGUAGGAUAAAAGUGUUCGAGUACUCUGCCGUUGUUAAUAGCAGCGCGGACGUGCAUUACCCGGCGAUGGAGAUUCCUUCGCGUGCGAAGCUCAGCUGCCUCAGCUGGAACAAAUGCAUCAAACACCACAUUGCGAGCAGCGACUACGAUGGGCAUGUCACAAUUUGGGACGUGAAUAAUGCGCAGAGUAUCAUGGAGUACGAAGAGCAUGCCAAGCGAGCGUGGAGUGUCGAUUUUGCUAGAACCGAUCCCAAUUUACUUGUUUCUGGCAGUGACGAUGGCAAGCUCAAAGUGUGGUCUACUCGACAGGAGAGCAGCGUCAUGGGAAUCGACAUGAAAGCCAACAUCUGCUGCGUCAAGUUCAAUCCCAGCUCCAGCAAUUUUGUAGCGGUUGGAUCGGCCGAUCACCGCAUACAUUACUACGAUUUGCGCUCUCCUGCUUCGCCAGUCCACACCUUUAGCGGCCACCAAAAGACCGUCUCGUACGUGAAGUUCAUCACGCCGGAGGAGCUCGUGUCCGCAUCGACUGAUAGCACCUUGCGGAUCUGGAAUGUCAGAACUAACACUCCGAUUAGAACGCUAACUGGGCAUAUAAACGAGAGGAACUUCGUUGGUUUGAGCGGUAACAGUGACUACGUAACCUGUGGAAGUGAAACCAACGAAGUGUUCGUGUAUCACAAGGCGAUUUCUAGACCAGCAACUCGACACCGAUUUGGAAGCUUAGACGACUCAUUGCAUUUCAUCAGCGCCGUGUGUUGGAAGAGCGACAGUCCAACUUUGUUAGCCGCCAAUAGCCAGGGAACCAUCAAAGUUCUAGUUAUGGCCGCCUAACGACGAAGUUUCGUUAGCUUUUUGUUAGCCAGGAGAAUCGAACGCGAGAUAUAAAGCAAACCGAGAGAUUUUAGGGUU
Molecule: messenger RNA, 927 nt
Organism: Selaginella moellendorffii
Lineage: Eukaryota; Viridiplantae; Streptophyta; Lycopodiopsida; Selaginellales; Selaginellaceae
Product: E3 ubiquitin-protein ligase COP1
Exons: 7
Coding region: 85-849 (254 amino acids)
Biological process (GO): proteasome-mediated ubiquitin-dependent protein catabolic process
Molecular function (GO): protein binding; ubiquitin protein ligase activity
Source: RefSeq, a predicted model, not a curated record